Messenger RNA from Fundulus heteroclitus (mummichog), 6505 nucleotides. RefSeq names its product protein tyrosine phosphatase, non-receptor type 23, a (gene ptpn23a). Gene Ontology annotation, cellular component: endosome. Lineage: Eukaryota; Metazoa; Chordata; Actinopteri; Cyprinodontiformes; Fundulidae. Gene Ontology annotation, molecular function: protein tyrosine phosphatase activity; protein binding. Bases 169 to 5664 code for a protein of 1831 amino acids. Gene Ontology annotation, biological process: protein dephosphorylation; endocytic recycling; early endosome to late endosome transport. The record is from RefSeq and is a predicted model, not a curated record. The transcript has 24 exons.
GCCUAACGUCUUCGCGUACGCUUCCGGUUGAGGUGUAAAUGGAUACAUGACACAGUUGUUUGGAGGAAACGAUCCUUAGGGGGAAAAAACCCUUCUCGGCUGAAACGUUUCUGACGGCAUUCGGAGACUAAAGCCGCCGACGGACGGUGUCGGAAGGUGCCGGCCGCCAUGGAAGCGGUCCCGCGGAUGCCGAUGAUCUGGCUGGAUCUGAAAGAAGCUGGGGAGUUCCAGUUUGGUCCGUCCGUGAAGCAGUUCAUUUUGAAGAACUAUGGAGAGAAUCCAGACAACUACAACGAACAGCUGAAGAAACUGGAGACGCUGCGGCAGAGUGCCGUGAACGUGACGAGAGACUUCGAGGGAUGCAGCACCCUGAGGAAGUACUUCGGCCAGCUGCACUACCUGCAGAGCCGGGUCCCUCUGGGGGGAGGCCAGGAGGCAGCGGUGCCCAUCUCCUGGACUGAAAUCUUCUCUGGAAAAACAGUCACCCACAACGACAUCAGCUAUGAGCAGGCAUGCAUCCUUUACAAUCUUGGAGCCCUGCACUCCAUGUUGGGAGCCAUGGACAACAGAGUCUCAGAGGAGGGCAUGAAGGUGUCCUGCACACACUUCCAGUGCUCCGCCGGCGCCUUCUCCUACCUGAGAGACCACUUCAGCCACAACUACAGCGUGGACAUGAGCCACCAGAUCCUCAACCUCAACAUCAACCUCAUGCUGGGCCAGGCCCAGGAGUGUCUUUUAGAGAAGUCCAUGCUGGACAACCGGAAAAGUUUCCUGGUUGCUCGCAUCAGCGCUCAGGUGGUGGAUUAUUAUAAGGAGGCCUGCAGGGCUCUGGAGAACUCCGAGACGGCCUCCAUGCUGGGAAAGAUCCAGAAAGACUGGAAGAAGCUGGUUCAGAUGAAGAUCUACUACUUUGCUGCUGUUGCACAUCUUCAUAUGGGGAAGCAGGCAGAGGAGCAGCAGAAAUACGGAGAACGGCUGGCUUAUCUGCAGAGCUCUUUGGACAAACUCGGUGAAGCCAUCAAGCUAGCUAAGGGUCAACCUGACAGCGUCCAAGAGGCCUUGAAGUUCACCAUGGAUGUCAUCGGCGGAAAAUAUAAUUCUGCCAAAAAGGACAAUGACUUCAUUUAUCAUGAGACUGUUCCCUCGCUGGAAACCUUAGCUUCAGUUAAAGGUGCUCCGUUGGUGAAGGCUCUGCCGGUCAACCCCACCGACCCCAGUGUCACUGGACCAGACCUGUUUGCAAAGCUGGUGCCCAUGGCUGCCCACGAAGCAUCGUCUCUGUACAGCGAGGAAAAGGCCAAGCUGCUGAGGGACAUCAUGGCCAAGAUUGACGGCAAGAAUGAAACCCUAGAGCAGUUCAUGGACUCUUUGGGCUUGGAGCCAGAGUCUGUUGACAACCUGGACAUGUACAACCACAUCCCUCCGGUUCUGAUGGAGAAGUGCGCUGCCCUCAGCGUCCGACCCGACACAGUGAAGAGCCUCAUUCAGUCCAUGCAGGUGCUCUCAGGAGUCUUUACCGACGUGGAGUCUUCGCUGAAGGAGAUCCGAGACGUCCUGGGAGCGGACGAGGCGGGCGAGCGCGCCCUGCAGGAAGCGUGCGGCCCCGCCGCGGCUGAGAUGCAUCCGGCCGCGCAGAACCAAGCUCUGGCCGAAAUUCAGAGGGACCUGGAGAAGUACAUGGAGGCCCACGAGAAGGCCAGCUUCACCAACACGGAGCUCCACAGGGCGAUGAACCUGCACAUCAGCAACCUGCGUCUGCUCGGGGGGCCGUUGGAGAGUCUCAGAGAGGCCCUGCCGAGGCCCCAGCUCAGUGAAGAGGAAAUGGCGGGGCUGCAGCGUAUGAAGCGGAUCCUGGGGAAGGUCCAGGAGAUGAGGGAACAACGGGGCUCUUUGGAGAAACAGCUGCGUGACCUCAUUCAGACGGACGACAUCACCUCCACCCUGGUCACCACCGACAGAGCGGACAUGAAGCGCAUAUUCGAGGAGCAGCUGAAGAAGUACGAGCAGGUGAAGGUCUACAUCGACCAGAACCUGUCGGCGCAGGAGAACAUCCUGAAGGCGCUGACCGAGGCCAAUGUGCAGUACGCAUCGGUGCGGAAAGGCCUGAACCAGACGGAGCAGCAGUGGAACAGCACGGUGCAGGGGCUGGUGGGCUCGUACGAAGCCUACGAAGACCUGAUGAAGAAGUCCCAGGAGGGGAAGGAGUUCUACGACGACCUGGAGGCCAAGGCGUCACGGCUGCUGGAGAGAGCCAAGACCCUGUGUCAGAGCAGGGCAGAGGAGAGGAGGCCCCUGCUGGAGAAAGAUAAAAAGCCCCCAGCGCGCCCUACGGCCGCCAAGCCCGUCCUGAAGCCGAGAGCGUCCGACGCGGACUCUGCGUCGUCGAGCUUCGAGGAUCCAGAGCUGGCACAGAUCAAUGCAGCCAUCAUGGCCCUAGGGGGCGACCUGCCUGAGGACCUCCGGAGCCUCCCCCCCGAUAUCCCUUCCCUCUCUAACGCCGCUGGUCGUAUGCCCUGGCCAGGUGCCCCCGCUGCCAGCCUCCCCCACUUCCCUCCCAACCUCCCACCUCCGGAGCUCCUGGCAAGAAUCGCCCAGUUUCCCCCUUCAGGGGCUAUGGGUCAGGGUCCCAUGCCACGUAUGCCCCUCCACCAGAUCGCUCACCACAGGCCUCCAGUGGCGUCUGGUUACCGGGCGCCGCCUCCUCAGGCUCCCCAACCGGGCCUCGUGGCUCCCGUCCCCGUCCGCCCCUCCACCACCACCGUGGACAGCAUUCAGGCUCCCAUCCCCAGCUACACCCCCGCCCCGCACAUGCCUGUUCCCCCCGCCUCCACGGGGUACACGGUACCCCAGAUGGGUGCGUACCCCCACAUGAUGCCGCACCCAUCGCAGCAGCAGAAGCACCCCCAGCAGUACGGCCCGCCCGCAGCCCAGCCUCUCCCUCAGGGGUAUCAGCCUGGACCGAGGGCCGCUCCCACUUACACCCACGGAUAUGCUCCGCCUCAGCCCAACGUUCCUCCAAACUACCAGCAGGCGUUUCCAGGUCAGCUUCAGCAGCAUCAGCAGAAUGGCUUUCCUCCCCGACCGCCGGCGCCACAGGCCUACCACAUUCCACAGAGCUUCGUCCCCCAGCAGCACCCUCAGAUGAUGCCGGGCUCCAUGCCGGGGGCCCCCCCCCAGGCUGCACAUCCACCAACGUCUUCAACUUCUGCCCCCUAUUCGCCGUAUCCCAACCAGCAGAUGCCCCCCGGACUGCCUCACCAGCAGAUGGCCGUCCCUCCCGCUGCCCAGCACGUUCUGCCCCACCCACAGAUGCAAAUACCAGGUGGCCACAGACCACAGCUGCCGCCCAGCGGUCAAACUAUGCCCCCGGGGUCGCAUAACUACAUCCCCCCGGGUGGUCGGCCUCUUCCCCCUACCAUGCAUCCUCAGAUGCCGCCUUCUUCUCAGCCGCAUGUGCCCUCUGGUCCCCAGGUCAACCUGCCAGGAGGCCCCGUACCCCACAUUCCUCAGAGUGCAUUGUCUGCACAGCAUCAAGCUAUCCCCGGCGUUCCUGGGCAUCCCAUGCAGAUGGCCGGCCCGCCGCAGCCACACCCUUCUCAACACGGUGGGGGUUGCUACCCUGGCGGCGCGCUAAUGAUACCCCAGCAGCCUCUGGCGCCUCGGCCCACGGCUCUCCAACAACCCCAGGUUUCCCUGCCUAUGACCCACCCCCAGCCUCCCACUCUGUAUCCUUCUGCAGCAGGGACAGGUGCGCCCCCCGGUGCCCCACAGCAACCCCUUGCAGUCGGCCCCCUCUCCCCCGGAGGCGCCGCGCUGAUGCAGCCGACCAACCCUGUCGUCCCUUCCCCCUCCCCGUCUCCGGGCCCGGCGUCUCUGGGUCUGACGGCCCCGUCUCCAGGGGGCACGGCGCCGCCCACUCUUCCCAACCCCUCCGCAUCCACGUCUCUGUUCCAGCGGCAGAACUCCAGCACGGACGAUCUCCUCUCCUCCAGCCCGGAGAGCCAACACGGCGGCACCAAGGCGCCCACCAACGUCCUGCAGCCCACCAAAGCCGUCGAAAGGAAGAGCUCCCAGGGAGUCCUCCUGAUCCAGGGAGAUCCGUACCAGGCGCCGGAGCGCGUGGCCCGCCUUCACAGCGAGCUGGAGCAUUACCGAGCCCAGGUGGACUCCCUGGAGCACCCCUCUGAGAGCGAAGGAGGCGUGUCGGUGCUGGACGCCCGCUGGAAAGAGCUGCAGGACCAGCAGGAGAAGGACGCCCGGCAGCUGUCCAUCGCCAUCGCCCGCUGCUACACCAUGAAGAACCGCCACCACGACGUCAUGCCCUACGACCUGAACCGCGUGGUCCUGCAGUCGGGGAAGGAUGACUACAUCAACGCCAGCUUUGUGGAGGACCUGUCGCCGUACUGCCCUCGCCUGAUCGCCACCCAGGCGCCGCUCAGCGGCACCGCCGCAGACUUCUGGCUGAUGGUGUACGAGCAGAAGGUGUCGCUGAUCGUCAUGCUGGUCUCAGAGCAGGAGCUGGACAAGGGCAAGGUUCUGCGCUACUUCCCCACGGAGCGCGGCCAGCAGCUCUCCCAGGGACCAAUCACGCUCAGUCUCACCACACAGAAGAUGACGCCGACACACGUGGAGCGCAUGAUCAGUCUGCAGUACCGCGACCAGAGCCUGAAGCGCACCGUGGUCCACCUGCAGUUCACGUCCUGGCCAGAGCUGGGUCUUCCUGACAGCAAGAGCAACCUGCUGCGAUUCAUCCAGGAGGUUCAUGGACACUACCUCCACCAGAGGCCCCUGCAGACUCCUGUUGUGGUUCACUGCAGCUCCGGCGUGGGACGCACCGGCGCCUUCUGUCUGCUCUACGCGGCCCUGCAGGAGCUGGAGGCAGGAAACGGCAUCCCGGACCUUCCGCUGUUGGUGAAGAAGAUGAGACAGCAGAGGAAGAACAUGCUGCAGGAGAAGCUCCACCUGAAGUUUUGCUAUGAAGCCGUGUUAAAGCACGCUGAGCUGGUCCUUCAGCGCCAUGGCAUCACUACCGCCACCUACAGCAAGAACACCAACUCUGCAGCCACCAAGCCUUACUCCAGACAAGAGUCCCAGCAGGACAUCGUCCUCGGUGGCGACAUGCCCAUCAGCUCCAUUCAGGCCACCAUCGCCAAGCUGAGCAUCCGCCCCCCCAGCGCAGACCCCACCACCGAGGGCGGAGGCCCAGAGGAGCACUUGGGGGCCUCGUCACCAAAUCUGGACUCCAUGGGCGACAUGCAGUUGUUGCCGGACCCCUGUCCUCCAGCAGACCCUCAGCCUCCCUCAUCCCUAAGCCCGCCUCUCCCCUCCUCCGCGUACUCCCCCCCGCCGCCCAACGGCCUCGAUGGCCUCUCCCCAUCUAGUCCCCCCGCACCCGACCACCAGCCCGUCCCGGAGUCUGCUCCCUCCGUCAGUCCGCCUCCUGCGUCCUCCGCACAGGCUCUCUCCUCGCUGGAGCUCCUGGCCUCUCUGACGCCCGAGGCCUUCUCCCUGGAGGGGGGGGGCCGGGGAAAGCAGCGGGUGACCAAGCAGAACUUCCUGCAGCCCGCCGAGGGUCAGGGCAUCCACGGGACGCGGGGCGCCGACGACGACGGCGCCGACCCGCUCAGCAGCCUGGAUCCGCUCUGGACCCUCAACAAGCACUGAGACCGAGACGGGAGCGCCGCUGCCUUUCUGCCACCUCACCACCAGGGGUCAGGCCUGCAGCGUUUCGGCGCGCCAUCACCAAGAUGUGCCUGUUGGCCGGCGGUAGCAGAGAGAUCCCUGAAACACAAACACUAGCUUCGCUUUCAUGCCUGGUGGAGUCCAGGACCAGCUCACUAUGCACUGGCGUCUCUGUUGCUCGGUCACCCGGUUGCUGCUUUCCUUCAAUGUUUUUUGGACAGAUGUGAAAUUCCAGCUCCAAUAUAUGGGGCGUCUUUAAAAACAAAACAAACACAAAUCUGCACUCCAAUCCUCUUUACACGAGGCUGUUAAGGCGUCACAGGCUGCUGCUGGGAACCUUUAGAGAAGCUCUGACCCGGGAACUCAGAACCACAACAAACCGGCACCUUUUAACAGGUUGAUUUCUGUCUUCUGCAACUCUGUAAAUAUCCCAGAUAAAGUUAGACUGUUCUCAAAGAAGGCUUCCUUUACUGAAAAACAAAAAAAACAAAAAAAAAAACAAUCACUAACUGUUCAUUAUUGUAAAAAAAAAAAAAAAUUCAAUAAAUCUAGGAAACAAUGUGUUUUAGAUCAAAGCCUCUUUAUUUGAAAAUUAGUACAAAGUCUGUUUUAGUUACAAAAUAAGUUACUUCUGUUACAACGACCUGCAGAAAUGAAUCACGAGGAGACGAGCCUUAAAGGUCUGCGGUGGCGGUCCAGAUGUGGAGGUGAGACGACGUCGACGCGAGAAGCUGCUCCGGGUAACGAGGAGCUAAUUGGGAAAGGUCCGCAUCUGAACCGGGACAUUCAUGAAAAGGCUAAGACUGACGUGAAGUCAUUCCUU